AUGCGACUACGGCCGGUUUUCAUCCUCAACGAGGGAUUCUGCCGCGCGCACGACCUCCCGCACAAGCGAAUUCUUCGCCCCCCGCUGUUUAGAAAGGCGGCGGAAGCGGUGAACUACUCCAAGCUUGCCAUCCGCUACACGACUUUCAUGACCAAAGACAUGGUCUACGGCGCCCUGCGAGAAGUCUUUCGAGGGAUAGGAGAUGCGAUGUCAUCGGGAGGUCAGGUAAGCGUGGUGUUUUCCUUCGGCACUCUCGAGGUCAAGGAAAGAAAGUUCCAGUUCACGUUCGACUGCGCGGCCCUCUGUCGGAACGGGAGCACCACCACGCGUACGGACACCUCAAGCAGCUGCGGUGGAGAGCGCGGGGAGCGGGAGGAGUGGGACGGGCUUUCUACCGGCAGAUCCAGAUCAUCCUCGGGGCUAUCGCCGCGACGCCCUGCUGGGAGCGGGUUAGGAGCCCGCAACUGCAGCGACGACGGCCAUCACCAUUAUAACGACGACGAUCCCAGGAAUGCCGAACCACCACCUGGUACACCUUGCACGGGUAUCUCGGAGCGGGAUGGUUGGAACCAGCCGCCAACCGACGAUGAUGGAGGAGGUGGUGGCCGCUGCCCUGGGGAGGGAGUGCUCGGCAAGGAGUUCGAUGAGGAGGUUGAGAGGCAGAGAGCCCAGGAGGUUGCGGCGGAGAGGGGAAGGAAGCGUGGGUCCGGCAAGAGGUGCAAAACGCGCGAGAAGGUUUGGGAAUCCGCUUUCCGAGACCAUGUGACUGCACUGGAGGGUCUAGCCGAGGAUGACAUGAUCGAAGACCGGCGUGCGCUGGAGGUGGAAAGCAAGAGGAACGGAGAUAAGCCACUAACAUUCAGCGCUCGCAGAGAUCGGGCCAGCACGGUUAACGAGAAGUACCGAGGCACGGCGUGGCGUGCCCCGGACUGGGGCCCGCGGAGAGCUCGCGCGAGCAACCUUACUCGCGACGAGCUCCUAGGCUGCUUGCAGCUGGACCGGGACUACGAUGCCAAGGAAGCGCGGAAAAAGGCCGAGAGGGAGGUGGCCCAGAUGGAGCUCAAGCGAAGCUGGGAGCUGAGCCAAAGCAUCAUCGACCAAGACGGGAAAAAUGACGCUCCGGAAGGGAGAGCUCGGACUGGUUGGACGGAAGCAGGACCCAGAGCAAUCACGGGGCCGUCGAAGCUGUACAUGAAGGGGGUGUGCAGGUAUCGCCCGUGGGUGGAUGCGGGCGAGAGAGGACGGCGAGUCAACGGCAACGACAGCCGUGGCGGUGGCGGUGGAAAUGAUCGACCAGAAGCCGAAGAUGGGGAUUGUAGGCGACCUUCAACGACGCUCUCGGAGGCACCUUCAUCGGUCGGUUUCGACUCUAGGCUUUCCGCACGACGUGUACACUAG
Messenger RNA from Ectocarpus siliculosus, 1398 nucleotides. NCBI's taxonomy places the organism in Eukaryota, Phaeophyceae, Ectocarpales, Ectocarpaceae. The record is from the annotation of a GenBank genome assembly.